AUGGGGCUUUGUGGUUUUUUGUUCUUGAGUGCGCGGGCCGCCUGGGCCAAAGUUGAGGAAGAGGUGGAAGAGUUUGGCCAUUCUUUAACACACGAUCAUUUUCAGUCAGGAGCACAAGAAAUGGCCUGUCCACAUUCGUCUGGUAAGUUAUUUUAUUUUGUUCUUGAAUUUUAGGCGAUAGAAGGUCAACAGUUACGGUUUUUAAAGUUUUAGGUAGAAGUUUGGAAGUUUUAGCUGUCUUAGUGGUAUUGCUGAGUAGGAAAUAGUAGAAAUUUUUAUAUAAAUUUUGGAAGUAGCAUGCUUGAAAUUUUUGACCGACACUUUUUUAUUUUAUUAUUUAAAUCACUUUUUAACUAUUGGUUUAUAUUGUUUUAGCUUUAUCUACGUGCUCAGGAGAAUUUUUAAUGUUUUGAAUAAUCUAACUUACUUUUAUUGCCAUUUUUACAUUUACAAGAGUCGGUUUUUUAAGGUUAAAAUGGAUGAGAUAAACAGGUCUUUUGUUUCAAAGUUAGCAAGGGAUAUUGAUGUAGCCAACCAUCAUUCCAAUGGCAAUGGUAUAUUUACUUAUUUUUUGUGUUGUGACAAGUCAGUGUUACGUUAGUGGUCUUCUUUAAUCUAUCAAAGGUUUUUUCCAUUUAUUGUUUAACUUUUAAACGUUUAUAAAUUUAUAUUGUUGUAGGUGCCUCUAACUGCCACACAAAAAUGAUCGCCAUUGGCGCUGGCUUAGUUGCUGGAGGCGCUGUGGUUGGUUACUUGGUUGGAUCGUAUUUAACAGCUCGUAAAGCCAAAUGUAAUGCUAAAAUCAAGUUGGGAACGGACAAGGUUGUGGAUUCAACGGACAUUGAAGACAUCGGAGAGAAGAAGGCUUUCUGUCGCUGUUGGAAGAGUGAAAAGGUCAGUUUAUCUUUUUGAACUUUGAUAUUAUUAUAGAUAGAUUUAGCUGUUUUUAUAGCUUUCGGUUUCUCUGUAAGCUUCAAAAUAAGAAGUAACCGCUAGAUUCUCUGCAUUUUAUGUUAACAUUACAGUUUUUGCCUUAUCGUGUUUUUAAAUAUAGCAAACUAUGUAUAUUGUAUUAUAAUUUUAAGGUACCUAAAAGUGAAAAAGUAUAGCUUACCUUUUUUAUUAUUAAUCGUAUGCUUUUUUAGUUCCCCUACUGUGACGGAUCCCAUAACAAACAUAACAAGGAAACCGGUGACAAUGUUGGCCCAUUAAUCGUAUCUGGCAAAAAGGAAGGAUCAUAA
This is a messenger RNA of Bursaphelenchus okinawaensis, 1241 nucleotides long. The record is from the annotation of a GenBank genome assembly. NCBI's taxonomy places the organism in Eukaryota, Metazoa, Nematoda, Chromadorea, Rhabditida, Aphelenchoididae.